AUGACUUAUUUCUUCGUGAAAGCCAUACCUGGGGUCCAGGAUUUUGGUGUACAUGUGGCCUCACUAGCAUCCUUGACUGUGGCAGAUUUAAUAUCCCAGAUCAACUCCCGAUUACCCCCAGCAGUGGCCAAAUCCACUUAUGUUAGCAUGCAAAAUGGAUCCAUAAUCAGCCAGAACCGCAACCAAAAACUGUCCGAGGUAUUUCCAGAUGAUCCAGAAUAUCUUUUAUUACGAUUAAAUGGCUGCUUGUGUGGAGGUAAAGGAGGAUUUGGGUCCAUGCUCCGAGAUAUGGGCAAAAAGAAGAGGAAGAAGGGUCCCCGGAGAGAAGAGGAAAUGGAUAGUUUUAAAACACUGGAUGGAAGGAGCAUGAAAAGUAUACGACAAGCGAAAGAGCUGUUGGCUCAUUUGGACAAACUCCCUGAGAUGGAGAAACAGAAGAUAGAGAAGAAGCGAGCCAAACUGCUGUCUAUUAUUGACUCUGCAAAUCGAGCCACCAACUCAGCAUCAAGUUCCAAGUUCAGUGAUACUGACUAUCUCGAAACCUGCGAAAAGCUGGUGUCAGAUGUGAGACAAGCGGUUAUGAACCACAGUGAGGAAAGUCUUUCGGAUUCUGCUAGUGUAUCGUCAGAAACGUCGAAAUCGUCGAAAUCGUCUGUGACCGACUCAGAAAUCUCGUCGAAAUCGACUUCACUCAAAGGUAAAGAGAAGACGACUCAAAAAACCCCAAAUAUUCAAAUAACAUCUUCUGAGGAGGUUGUAGUUGCGACUAGUAGACCCAAAGCGAUGAACUUCUUUGAAGACGAAGAUUACGAUGAAGACGAUGACGAGUAA
Molecule: messenger RNA, 831 nt
Organism: Sugiyamaella lignohabitans
Lineage: Eukaryota; Fungi; Ascomycota; Dipodascomycetes; Dipodascales; Trichomonascaceae
Exons: 1
Coding region: 1-831 (276 amino acids)
Cellular component (GO): nucleus
Source: RefSeq, a predicted model, not a curated record